GGGCAAUGGAGGGGGAGGAAGGUGGUUGGCACUGGAAGGACAAUGGGAGGCAUCCUUUUGCAGAGGAAAGAGUCUGUAUGUUGAGUGCGCCGAGGUACUACAACUUAAGACGCCACCGGUGGGGGAAAUGGGUAAAGCGUACACGGUGAUCUCUGUAUUAUUUGUUAUAAGUGCAUGUGAAUCCUCCAUGAGCUGGUAAGAAAUAUUUUAACUAAAAUAGAGUUGAGCAGUCCAGUACAGGUUGCCCUGAGUAUUCUGCCAACAGACUGACCUACCAGGUCAGUCCCCAGGACGGGCUCUACCCCUAGGAAUGGCAUCCCUCCUCCAGAGGAGGCAUUUCCCAAAUGCCCCAGGAUAGGAGUUGGCACGGAAGGAGAGCCAAGCCGGCGAUGAAGACACUCUCCACCGGACACAGGAACGCUGAGAGGCAACACUAAGAAGCGGCCUCCACACUGGACGGCGGCCUCCACUGGCGAGCCGCUGCUGGUAAAACAAAGAGAAGGCCGUGGGCAGGCGGCACUGAGAGCAAACUAAGCGCAGUCCGCGGCGGCGCUACUUGAAAGUCAGCACAGAUCCACCCAAAUGGAGCGCUCGCCGCCCCACGGCUAGCGGGGCGCUCCCGCGGGGGUUCCGCGCCUCCCCUCCGCCAGGUGGAGCCAGUACUCGCAAGGGAGCCUCCGUGGUUCAGAGGUCACACCCCGGCUGAAGUAAACUGCGCUCAGGCGGCCUUCAGGGGCGCGACCCCAGCGUCUUUCCUCGGCCCACGCCCGGGCGCUGAGCAGAGACGACCUUAGCGGUCCUGCACCUAGCGGUCCUGCACCUAGCGGUCCUGCACCUAGCGGUCCUGCACCUAGCGGUCCUGCAGGUCCCUGAAUCCUCUUGGGAUCUGCGCUGAAGAAAGGCGGGAGCUCAGCCGCGCGCCCUGCCUCCGCCGCCAUGGCCCAGCUGCGAGCCUGCGAAGUCCGGCAGCUGCUGCACAACAAGUUCGUGGUGGUCAUGGGGGACUCGGUCCAGCUGGCCGUGUACAAGGACCUGGUACUCCUGCUGCAGAAGGACUGCCUGCUGUCCUCCAGUCAGCUGAAGGCCAAGGGCGAGCUGAGCUUCGAGCGCGACAUGCUGCUGGUGGGCUGCAGCAGCGGCCGCAUGCACUACGGCCGCCACUACCGCGAGGUGCGCCAGUUCCGCUCGGGCCACCACCUGGUGCGCUUCUACUUCCUCACGCGCGUGUACUCGCACUACGCGGAGCGCGUCGUGGAGGAGCUGCGUAGGUCCGAGCCCGCCCCGGACGUGGUGGUCAUGAACUCCUGCCUCUGGGACCUGGCCAGGGAUGGCCGGGGCUUCCCCAGGAGCUACCGGCGUGACGUGGAGAGCCUGUUUGCGCGGCUGGACUGGGCGCUGCCCACGUCCUGCCUCUUGCUGUGGAACACGGCCAUGCCUGUGGCUGACACCAUCUCGGGAAGCUGCCUCCCUUGCGCGCGCCAUCUCCGCCGCGCCCACCUGCGCGAAGACGUGAUGGAGGCCAACUUCUACAGCUCCGCCGAGGCGGAGAGGCGCGGCUUCGACGUGCUGGACCUGCAUUUCCACUUCCGCCACGCCGCGCGGCACCGCCUCCCCGACGGCGUGCACUGGGACGAGCGCGCGCACCGCCACCUUUCCCAGCUGCUGCUGGCCCACCUGGCAGACGCUUGGGGCGUGGACCUGCCCCGCCGCGAAGCCGUGGACGGGUGGGUCAGGCAUGGCCACGCCAACAGACGUGCAGCCCCGGCGGGCCGAAGGCGGCCCCGAGACGACCCAGCGGACCCACACGGCCGAGGGGACCGAGCGGGCAGAGGAGACUUCCGCUCCCCCCGACCGCCCACUUCGUUCUUUCCCUGGGCUCGACCGCCUUUCCCUCCCCGCCGCCAGGUCGCGUAUCUGCCCUCCGACCGGCAUUUCUCCAGCGACUCCUCCACGCGCCACAUCCGACAUAGAAGCGAAGAAAACGCCAGGGUUGGCCGCGGGUCGCGGCCGGGCCCCAUCCGCACAAGCUCUGCCCUACACCGAGAGAGGGGGCAUUCUCCUUACCGUCCGUGGCGCCCCAGCGAGCCACGCCUAAGCCAGCGAAGCCGCACACGCACACACAGAGGGGUCCCGAGAACACCCAGGCUUCAGUAGCCAGACCUGGGAGAACGUCCUGUCUUCCCCAGCAUGGUCAGUGGGCUGCCUGACCACUAUCACACGGGCCUGGCCUUGAGCAACUCUUCCAAGGUGGGGGGUAUUUUUUUACGCUUCCUACUCUAAUCAGUGAACCACUUGCCACAUCACUCCUCUUUGCCAGAGCUUCCAUGCCACUUCUUGGGAAGGGAGCAGGGACCCAGACCACCAGGCCGUUCUCCUCUAAGCAUUUAGAGAGAAAUGAAGUCUACAUGAAAGUGCUCCUCGCCUUAAAAAACAAAAAAAGAAAAAGAAAAGAAAAAAAAAAAGAAAGUUAAGCCAUACCCGAAUGUAAGUCUUCAGGCAGUAUUUCCCAUUGACAUUCUUCCAAAAAAAAAGGUAAAAAUUUUGAUGCUUAGAACUUAAACAUUUCAAUUAAGAUUUCCAUUUCACCGUUCGUUUUUGCGUAUAUUCAUAGAACCGAGUAUCUAAAGCUUUCACCUAAGUUGUCUUACAGAUUCUUUACAUUUCUCUGUGCUUCAACAUAGCAUUUGCCCUAAAAAAAAAUUCCAUUCACUAAUGCAAGGUUGUUUAUUUUCUGUUAGAAACAUGAUCUUUAAAGUUCAUCGAAUGCCUAGCAAAUUUUUUAAAAUAGACUUUUUACUUUUUUUUUUUAGAUAGGGUCUCACUGUGUUGCCCAGGCUAGAGUGCACUGGCUCAAGCGAUCCUCUUGCCUCAAGCCUCUCAAGUAACUGGGACCACAGGCAUGCACUACCAUGCCUGUCGAACUUUUAAAAUUUUUUGUAGAGAUGGGGACUUGCCAUAUUGCCCAGGCUGUUCUCAAAGUCCUGGACUCAAGCAAUCCUCCUGCCUAGGCCUCCCACAGUGUCGGGAUUACAGGUGUGAGCCAGGGCACUUGACCUAGAAUUUAAUUUUUAGAGCGAUUGUAGGUUCACAGCAAAAUUGAGUGGACAGUACAGAGAGUUUCCAUAUACUUUUUUGAUUUCACACAGGCAAAGCCUCCCCCACUAUCAGCAUCCCACGUGUUUGGUACAUUUGUUGUCUUUGAUGAAGCUACGUUAACACAUCGUUAUCACCCCAACACCAUAGUUCAUUAGAGUUCCUUCUUAAUGUUCUCCAUUCUAUGGGUUUUGACAAAUGUAUAAUGGCAUGUAUCAUCCAUCAUUAUAGUAUCAUACAGAAUAGUUUCACUGUCUUGAAAAUCUUCUCUGCUUUGUCUCUGCAUCCUUCCUGCUCACCAACCCCUGGAAACCAUGGAUUUAUAACUGUCUCCAUAGUUUUGUUUUUUGCAAAAUGAUAUAUAGGUAGACAUACAAUAUGUAGCCUUUUCAAACUGGGCUCUUUUGAUUAGGAAUUUAAGUUCCCAGCCUGUCUUUCCAUGGCUUGAGAACUCAUUUAUGUUUAAUUUUUAAUUUUUGUGAGUAUAUAUUUAUGGGGUACAUGAGAUGUUUUUAUACAGGCACGCAAUGUGGAAUAAUCACAUCAUGGAGAAUGGGGUAUCUAUCCCUUUAUGCAUUCAUGCUUUGCGUUACAAACAACCCAGUUACACUCUUGGUUAUUGUAAAGUGUACAAUUAAGUUAUUAUUGACUAUAGUCACCCUGCUGUGCUAUCAAAUAGUAGGUAUUAUUCAUUCUUUCUGUUUUUUGUAUCCAAUAACUCAUUUUUUUUAGGGCUGAAUAAUAUUCCAUUGUCUGGAUGUACCACUGUUUAUUCACCUAGUGAAGGACAUUAUGGUUUUUUCCAAGUUUUGGCAAUUAUGAAUAAAACUGUUAUGAACA
Messenger RNA from Macaca mulatta (Rhesus monkey), 3933 nucleotides. Lineage: Eukaryota; Metazoa; Chordata; Mammalia; Primates; Cercopithecidae. The record is from RefSeq and is a predicted model, not a curated record.